AUGGAAGAACACUAUUAUAAGAGAAGUCAUGUACCAGCAUUUGGGAGCUGGGAUUGGAAUGAUGAUCAUAAUAAUUUCCCAUAUACAAAGUGUUUCGAUUCUGCGAGGCAACCUGCUUCACUAUGCUAUAGUUACUCUGAGUCUGAGGAUCGUGAUCUUUAUGUAACAGAAGAUUUCUACGACAACCAUAAUGUGUCACCCACCAGAAUCCUUGUUCCUCGCAAAAGGGCAAAAAAAUUGGUGAAUAAUACUCAUAUUGAACAAAGCCUAACUCCACUACCAACCUCAAAACCAAUUGAUGAUAAUGAUUUAUAUAACAUCUCGCCACACCUUCGUUAUGCCAAAGUUAAAAAGAGGAGACGAUUAUGUUUCUUUUCUAGUUGCUUUUUACCAGCUUGCAUUGGUUGA
Vicia faba (fava bean) is the source of this 408-nucleotide messenger RNA. The record is from the annotation of a GenBank genome assembly. Lineage: Eukaryota; Viridiplantae; Streptophyta; Magnoliopsida; Fabales; Fabaceae.